CAAAAUGAGAAGUUUCUUACAAAUUGGGGACCAUAUUUUUAAAUUGAUGCUUCUUUCUUUAUUUGGUUAGUUCAUCUGCUUCCCCUAUGCUAUUCUGAACCUGUACGUGAGAAAAUAAAGCCGAAAAUUCUUGACGACUCCAAAAUCCCAAUUCAAUGGAAUCUUGCCCUUCUGUAAAGAACAUUCUACUUCUUGACUCAGAAGGAGGUCGCAUAGCUGUGAAGUACUAUUCAGAUGAUUGGCCAACUAAUAACGCUAAAGAAGCAUUUGAAAAGUCUAUUUUCACCAAAACUCAGAAGACCAAUGCACGAACAGAAGCUGAGAUAGCAAUGCUUGAAAACAAUGUUAUUGUCUACAAAUUUGCUCAGGAUCUUCACUUCUUUGUGACUGGUGGUGAUGAUGAAAAUGAGCUCAUUUUAUCAACAGUUCUUCAGGGUUUCUUUGAUGCAGUUGGUCUUCUAUUAAGGGGCACUGUGGAUAAGAAGGAGGCACUUGAAAAUCUGGACCUCAUUAUGUUGUGUCUUGAUGAAAUUAUUGAUGGAGGAAUCAUCCUUGAAACUGAUGCAAAUGUUAUUGCUGGAAAGGUUGCAAGCCAUAGUGUAGAUUCUGGAGCUCCUCUCUCUGAACAGACAAUAAGUCAAGCAUUGGCUACUGCACGUGAACAUCUUACAAGAUCUCUCCUCAGUGGAUAAGGAUGCUGAUGGGAGUGAAAAAGUUGCCGAAUCUUGAUUUGAAAUUGGAUGCUUUUGCAAAUUAGGGUUUGGACAUUAGAAACAGUACUGAUUGUAGGGUUUUUUUUGUUGUGGAUAUGUUUAAAAACUUCUAUGGAGGUUUCUUGAAAAAUUAGACAUCAGUUGGUGGGUAUAAAGGUUUUUCAUGAUGAGAA
This is a messenger RNA of Lactuca sativa (garden lettuce), 886 nucleotides long. RefSeq names its product coatomer subunit zeta-1. Gene Ontology annotation, cellular component: COPI vesicle coat. The record is from RefSeq and is a predicted model, not a curated record. Gene Ontology annotation, biological process: retrograde vesicle-mediated transport, Golgi to endoplasmic reticulum; intra-Golgi vesicle-mediated transport; intracellular protein transport. Lineage: Eukaryota; Viridiplantae; Streptophyta; Magnoliopsida; Asterales; Asteraceae.